CCCGCCAACACCGCCGCCGUCUUCGAUGACGGCGACCUGGGGCUGACGCCGCCCAAGGCCCCCGUCGUGCAGAGGCAGAUCUUCUCGGCGCGCCAGCCCAGCUUCUUCCCGCAGGACUUCCCGCCGGCCACGCCCUCGCACUCGCCCUUCUUCCCGGCAGCGUCGCCGUCGGCCGCGCCCCAGGGCCUGGGCCAGGGCCCCCAGGGCAAGACACUGUUCGGAGCGCCGCCACAGCAGCCCGCCGCCCAGUCCGGCGGCCAGCCCGGCGCCAACCAGUUCCUGCAGCAGAUCGGCAUCCCGGACAACCUGCAGCAGUUCAUCCUCAGCCCGCCCAAGCAGGACUUCCCCCUGCCCAACGUGCAGCAGGUUCUCCUGGGACAACAGCAGUCCGGCUUCGGGCAGCCCCUCCUCCCCUUCUCGCUGCCCCACAACGCCCCGCAGCCCCCGCAACCCCCACAGCGCCCCGCGCCGCCGCCACCGCCCGCCCAGCUGCCGCUGCAGUCACUGAACGCGUCGCAGCCCAACCAGAAGGAGGAGGUCCAGCUCCUGUACGUGCCCGUGGAGACCCUCCGGCAGCGCGGCCAGCUCGGCCAGCACCAGCAGCGCUUCCUGCAGCCCCAGCAGCAGCAGCUGCAGCCCCAGCCCCAGGCCUCGUCGCAGUUCCCGUCGCAGGCCAGCCCCAACCAGCCGCCGCGCGCGCAGAGCCACGUCCUGCAGUACCACCCGCAGAACCCCAACGGCCAGUUCACGCUGUCGCUCAACCACCCGCCCAACCCCUUCCAGCAGCAGCAGUUCCCGCAGCAGCCGUUCCAGCACCAGUUCCAGCACUUCCCGCCGCUGCCGCAGCAGCAGCCGUUCAGGCAGCCGCCCCAGCAGGCGUUCCGGGACCAGCCGCCGCAGCAGACCUUCAGGGAGCAGCCGCCGCCCCCGCAGUUCCAGCCGCACCACCACCACUUCCAGCAGUUCAACCAGUUCCCGCCGCAGCAGUUCCAGCAGCCGCAGCAGCAGUCGUUCCAGCAGUUCCCGUCGCAGCACCGCUUCGCCCUGCCGUCGCCCUCCACGCCGGCGCCGCCCGCCAACCACCAGUUCUCGCCCACCACCCCCGCGCCGCACCAGCCGCCGCUGUCCGUGUACAUGAGCCCCAACAACCUGCGCCACGACACCAAGAUCACGGACGUGCUGCAGCUCCUGAAGAACGCGCGCACCAUCCCCGUGCUGGACAACGUGUCCCCCGACUCGCCGCAGGUGUUCGUCGGCCCCGCCAACCUGCACCCGCCCAAGGGCUACGCCAAGUUCGAGCUGCCCUACCUGUCGUCGCUGGACACGAACCGCGUGGAGCGCAAGGUCAACAAGCUGCCCUUCUUCGUGGCGCCGCUUUCGUUCCAGCCGCCGCCCGGCUACUCCAAGAUCCUGCUGCCGCCGCCGCACAUCGGCUCCGUCGUCGUCAACUCCAACGUGAGCAGCAGCGCGCCCCAGCAGCAAGCCACCGCGCUGCCCCAGCUCCACGAGAAGGACGUGGUGUACACCAAGACCACGGCCGCGCCGCCGGCAGUGCAGUCCACCGUGACCUUCAGCCUGCCGUCCGAGAUCACGCCCGUGAACCCCCGCCUGCCGACGCUGGUCAACUCGCUGGACGAGGGCCGCACGGUGGAGCAGGCGGCCACCACGCCCGUGUCGCCCGUGCCGGCCUCGCACACCACGCCGCGCCGCCAGCCCUUCCUGCGGCCCACCACCGCCAGCACCGCGGCCCCCGCCACGCCCACCCCCACGGCCAGGUCCACCUCGCGGCGCCCGCUGCCCACGCGCCCGCACCCGCGCACCACGGAGGCCGACCCGUCCUUCCAGAGCCAGCGCGUCAACCUCGGCGCCAACGCCAACAACGCCGGCAACGCCAAGCGCGGCCGCAAGCGCCUCCGCAACCAGCACCGCCUCAACGGCGUCAACGGCGUGCCGCAGGUGCUCGACGACCCGGUGCGCAGCAGCACCGAGACCCUCAACACGCUGAGCCCCACCACCGAGAGCGUGCUGCCGCCGAGGUUCUCCCCGGAGAACAUCAACCUCCUGCAGGACGCCAUCAGCUUCCCCACCGAGCGGCCCGGCUUCGUCAACUCGUUCCAGCAGACCGAGCGGCCCAGCUUCAGCAGCACGUCGUUCCAGCAGACGGAUCGGCCGAGCAGCUUCCAGCAGACGGAGGGCCCCGGUAGCUUCCAGCAGACGGAACGCCCCAGCUUCCAGCAGACGGAACGCCCCAGCUUCCAGCAGACGGAACGCCCCAGCUUCCGGCAGACGGAACGCCCCAGCUUCAGCAGCACGCCCUUCCAGCAGACCGACAGGCCCAGCUUCGUGCAGUCGGAGCGCCCCAGCUUCAACUCGUUCCAGACCGAGUCGCAGCCCAGCUUCACGGAGAGGCCCAGCUUCAGCCCCAGCUUCACGCCGUCCUCGGCGCCCGUCUUCCAGGAGGUGACCACGGAGCGCGCCGUCCUGCAGCCCGCGAGCAUCAACGGCUUCCUGCAGCAGCCGCAGGCCGAAGACCCGCAGAGCUUGAACCAGAUCCAGCAGCAGGAGUUCUUCCCGACGCGCCUGGAGAACGGCAAGGUGCAGUACCAGUACAACCUGCAGCAGGCGGAGAACGCCGAGACGCCGGCCGACCCGCAGGCCGACUUCCAGCCCACGUUCGUGCGGCUGCGCGGGCGCAUCCAGACCCAGCAGCAGCAGCCCCUGCUCCCGCACGUGCCCGUCGAGCUCCAGAAGGCCGUCAGGCCCGCCAGGGUGAGGGUGCGCCGCCCGGGACACCGCCGCCACCCCACCACCACGCCGUCGGCACCAGGCGCCGACCAGAGCCACGCUGACAGCAAGCUGGCGUUCGCGCUGGACAACGGCGACGUGGGCAAGGACAGCCAGUACGGCGAGAAGCAGCCCGCCGCCGUGCCCGUCGACGAGAGCCUGCCCACCGUGCCCGCCCUGGAGGCGCACCCCACCUUCGACUGGGCGGCGCACUCCGGGUCGGCCCUCAAGAACGGCUGGAGCGCGGCCAGCUCCGGCAACCCGCAGGACUUGCCCCCCAUCCAGUACUCGGUGUCCGGCGUGCAAGGCGAGGUAGACGCCAAGCCCUCAGAGCACUCUGACGACCCCAACGACUACCUGGAGCCCAGCCACGGCCGCCCCAGCAGGCCGGCGUCCCUGGACACCAUCUCGGCCCAGGACGUGGACAACGUGAUGAAGGCCCUGGAGGAGGUCGGGCUGCUCGACGAGAACGCCUCGGCGUCACCCGCCCCCGCCUCCGCCCCCGAGCAGGACAUCCUGAAGGAGGACUCGCACAAGAAGGCCGGCGACCCGGCAACGCAGAAGAAGUCGGGCAACGGCCGCCGGCGAGGCAACUGGGUCCGCGUCCGCGUCAAGAGGCCGCGCGACGGACUGGCCACCGCCGAGUCGCAGAACGGUGCGUCCUUCCCCGGCAACAGUGUGCUGGCCGCCGCGCCCGGCGCCAAGGACUCCAUCGUGUUCGACAAGGUGUCUCCGUCUGCACCAUCGCCGUCCGCCGCUGACGUGGAGCUCACCGCCCCCACCACGACGGGCGUGUCCUUCGCGGACGACGCGGUGACCGCCCUGGGGGAGGAGCAGGACGCCGACGCUACCGCCACCACCCCGAAGAUCAGCAGCCUGAGCAUAGCCGCCGACGUCGCCGAGGACGCCGUCAAGGCCGUGGAAGCGUCGGCGGAGCCUUCGGCCGAGCCGUCGCCGGCUGAACCCGCGUCCACCAGCGAACCGUCCGCGCCCUCCACCUUGGCGCCGGUCACCGGCAGCAGCGAGGACGACGCCGCCGACGUGCUGAGAGUGUCCACGACGUCGGCGACGCCCGGCAGCGACGCGCAAGAUGAUGUCGCCCACUGUCGCCACCACCACACCACCACCGCGGGCAACGUGAAGCAGGGCGAGCUGGAGCAGGAGCUCAACAAGUUCCUGGGCAGCACCACCUCCACCAAGGUGUCCAUGGAGACGGAGAUCUGCUUCCGAGGCAGGUGCAUCAAGACCAAGGCCGACAAGGAGAAGAGCAAGAAGCAAGACCAAGUGCCAGUGGAAUGAGGGACCUGAGCGGACAAGAAAAUUUAAAUGGCUACUUUUACCACCUUCCACUUAAAAUGACGUGGACUGGGGUCGGAAGUUUAAAAAUGUACCAAGGGCAGGAAUAUUUUUGAAAUGAAAAUCAUCCUCCCUUUUACCUUUUAAAUUUCACACAAAACAAUUUUUUUCACGCGAACGUAAUGAUAGGGUCGUUGUGCUUGUGUCAAUGUUCGAGGCACACUCAGUCCUCCUGUCGUGAUGUUUUGUUGCCAUUGCCCCUUUCUUCAAAUCUGUUUUGUGAUUUAGGCUUGUGUUUCACUAAAGGACACACUCAAAGGAGUCUCUGAAGGAAGUGGUGUGUCGGUGUUUCCAGGGAUGGGAAUCAGGGGACAGCGGAAUGUAGGUCAUUCCCUGUAGCCCUUAACAAAUGUUUUUAAGUCAUUGUAGGUAUGCUUUUAUUUAUUGUCGCUGUUAAUUUUGACAUAAUCUGGAAUGGAUGACGCCAUCUUGUAGAAACUAUUGCUCAUUACACUGAUUUGCUGCUAGGUAGAAGAGCUUCAGGUCUAUACAAAUAUUGUUUGCACUCUAAGUUUCUUGUAUUAUUUUUUUUACCUUUUGUAAAUACAUAUUUCAUAUUGCAUUGAAACAGUUACUUUGUUUCAAAUCAGCAAUGUCUCUCCAUUUUAAAUAUUUUUGUUCAGAACCUUCUGUCUUUGGUGGUCUCCAAACAUGCCAAAUUCUGUCAAUUCAAUUUUAGAAAUAAAAUUUUUGUAAUCAUGCCCUUAUCUCUGUGAUUUGCUUCUGUUUUCUUUCUUUUAAUCUUUUUGUUUGUUUGGAAGACAGGGUCGCUAUUUUGGUUCAUGCCGGUCUACUUCAGAUUAUGACAUUCCUAAAACUGCAAAAGAGGUUUUCAUUAUAUCCUAAUGAAUUUGGUAAUUUUUAAAUGUUAGAUUAUUAGACACAGCUUGUAUUUAUUUCACGUAAAUUUUAGACUUAUCUCUUCUCUGUAAUCUUUGUAAGUUGGCUUUUGUAAAAACUGCAUAUUAAUGAUAAUUUUAGUUAUUUAUAGGUAAAGUUGUGCUCAUAACAAUGCCGUACAUCAUUUGUAAAUAAAAGUGUAUCAUAAAUGUAAUGAGCACUCUAGACUGAAAUAAAACAAAACAUUGUAAUAAA
Molecule: messenger RNA, 5235 nt
Organism: Thrips palmi
Lineage: Eukaryota; Metazoa; Arthropoda; Insecta; Thysanoptera; Thripidae
Product: mediator of DNA damage checkpoint protein 1-like
Source: RefSeq, a predicted model, not a curated record